AGAUCAUUAGUCACAGGAGGGAGGAUCAUUGCGUGUACAAAAAGUCAUCUAUAAAUCACAAUAAGAGAAAAUCUUCAGAAGUCACGUACGGGUCAGGAAGGGUAAAAGACAUCCAUUGGAAUUUUUCAUUCCGAGAUCCAGGUAGAAAGAAUAAAAUAUUCUUUUACCUGUUGAACCCAACAAACCAACACACUGACUUCGUGGCAUAACAACGGGGGCCCGAUUUCCCACAAAUACACACGCAUUCAGCCCCCCGUUUUACCGGAGUGAACCACAAGCCCGUAAGAUCAUCAACUCCCGAAGCCGCUACAGUACAGUAUUGAUCGCUGAGUCGAUCGCACUUCCAUGAUCACCGUACCUCUUUGUUCGGCUUUUCUUCUGCAGUUGCAAGAAAUUGCGUAGAUCGUCUUGUGGUUGUGUGCGAUUGGUCUUGUCUCUUGAUCGUGUGUGUCUGGUAAAAAUGAUCGGGAGUGAUUAUGUAUUGGAGGCUCACAAUAUCUACCACACGACUGAGGUCGAUGGGGGUGGAUGCCUAGCAGGGGGUGAUACAUCGGCACUCGUUCUGAAAUGUGUCAACCUCACAGUUCACAGUGGGGAAGUAAUGGCAAUCCUCGGGUCCAAAGGAAGCGGCAAAAGGGCCCUUUUGGAUGUUAUUGCAAGACGCGGAGAUGGAUCAACAAGGGGGCAGGUUCUCCUCAAUGGAGCUCCUCUGACUAAAAGUUUAUUCCAGCAGAGAUGUGGCUACGUUACUCAUGCUACGAAUUUUAUCCCAGGACUUACAGUUUCUCAGACCCUUCACUAUACUCCUACUAUUUUCACAGGCUACCUGAAAGCAUCAAAAGUUCGUCAGAUCCUAGCAGAUCUAGCACUGUCCCAAGUCAGCAAUAAGCGUGUUGAAUACCUAACAAUGAGCGAAAAACGUCGUCUUGCAAUCGGCGUACAGUUAGUUCGUGACCCAGUAAUGCUACUCCUGGAUGAACCUACUCAAGGCCUAGAUCCACUAAGUGCCUACCUCCUUAUCUCCAUCCUGUCCAACUCUGCGAAGAAGAGUGGAUGUGGAGUGUUGUUGUCUCUCGAAAAACCUCGCUCUGAUGUUUUUCCCUUCUUGGACAGGGCCUUGUUUUUGUGCCUCGGAGGAGUUGUUUAUUCAGGAGGAACCAGAGCUAUGUUGGAAUAUUUCCACGGGAUCGGUUUCCCAUGUCCACAGCUUGAAAAUCCUUUGAUGUACUACCUGUGCCUGUCAACAGUGGAUCGCAGAAGUCGCGAUCGUUUCCUUGAGUCCAGCCAGCAAAUUGAAGCUCUUGUAGAUCGAUUCGCCCGUGAAACUCCCAUUCCUGAAGCCCCCAUUAACCCCAUGACUGCUGGAAAGGUGCCCCUGGCUUAUGGGAAGCCCAAUGAGUUGAAAGUCUUUGGGACAAUUUAUUUGCGCCUUCUCGCUUCAACAUUCUCAUGUGGCUAUGCUGGCAUGAAGAAUCUCUUCUUGAGAUUAUUUGCCCUACCUCUGGCCAUGUGCACCCUGUGGCUCUUCUAUACAAAUCUGAAGGACGACCAGAGGGGCUUCUUCAGCAAGAGUGGAAUGGUUUUGAAUGUAUUGGGCCUGGCGUACGGUUCCGGAAUCUUGACGACAGUCACGACUUUUCCCAUUUGGAGGAAGAGAUUUGUUCAAGAACACUCCGAGGGAUUAUAUUCGGGAGCUUCUCUUCUUAUUGCCUACGACGCAGUAUCGCUUCCGUUUUCCUUCAUCUCUGCCGCUAUUGCUUCCUGUGUCAUCUAUCCAAUCAUUCUAAAUCCCACCAAACCCAUUGGAUCGGCAUUUUUGUAUCUUCUCAUUGCUCUUUGGACUAGCUUCGUGCUGGCAGAACAACUCUGCAUUUUCUUCCAUCUUUUUGUGAAAUCCAGGAUUAAUACAGCUGUCGCCGUGACCUACUUGCUGUGCAUCAGUUUAUCUCUGGCAAGUGGAACUGUGCGAUCCCACAAAGGACUCCUCACGUGGCUUCAGGAUAAUACACGUGGAACUCACACGCGGUACGCAUCCCUCCUGCUGCAUAACACCUUCUUCCUCUCUCGGCCAGUUAGCUGCAAUGCAGGACCUCAAACGGUCUGCAUAGCGCCCUUUGACUUCCUCUACGAGCGCCUCGGGAAGGCAGAUCCACAGGAGAGUGUUGAUCUUGCUCUCUCAAUUGCCUUCCCCAUUGGUCUUGCAAUCAUCAACAUGAUCCUCUACAUGAUGCCCCUGCCCAAAUUCCUUCGCAGGAAAUUUAGAGAUUAAUCACUAUAUAUUUAAUAUUUUUUCUAAUGCAUUUUAACGUUUUUUUUCUGCAAACUUUUCGUAUUUUUAGUGAGUUUUAUAUCGCCUAAAUGUAUGUGAAAUGAAAAUGUGAUCGUGGUUUUAAUGAUCGUCAAUAAAACGGAGAAAAAUCUCACGA
Messenger RNA from Lutzomyia longipalpis, 2426 nucleotides. Its product is annotated as ATP-binding cassette sub-family G member 5. Gene Ontology annotation, molecular function: ATP binding; ATP hydrolysis activity; ABC-type transporter activity. Lineage: Eukaryota; Metazoa; Arthropoda; Insecta; Diptera; Psychodidae. Gene Ontology annotation, cellular component: plasma membrane. Bases 461 to 2269 code for a protein of 602 amino acids. The record is from RefSeq and is a predicted model, not a curated record. The transcript has 9 exons.